Metopolophium dirhodum (rose-grain aphid) is the source of this 1283-nucleotide messenger RNA. It is a transcript of the gene Sec20, whose product is annotated as vesicle transport protein SEC20. NCBI's taxonomy places the organism in Eukaryota, Metazoa, Arthropoda, Insecta, Hemiptera, Aphididae. Gene Ontology annotation, cellular component: SNARE complex; endoplasmic reticulum. Gene Ontology annotation, biological process: retrograde vesicle-mediated transport, Golgi to endoplasmic reticulum. The transcript has 5 exons. Gene Ontology annotation, molecular function: SNAP receptor activity. Bases 393 to 1067 code for a protein of 224 amino acids. The record is from RefSeq and is a predicted model, not a curated record.
ACUAGAUACAUAAAACUUGAAAUGUGUAAAUGUGUUACAAACUUACAACUUACAAUUCGUAUCACGAUGACAUCACUCACAUUAAAAAUUCAAAACUGAAUUCAGUUUUUACUUUUAUAUUAAUUUAUUUAUUACACACGAUUAAGAGACUUACAUUUAAUUAUAAUUAUUAAUUACUAUGUUAAAUUUCCGAUCUAGUGAUUUAUUGAAAAUUAUUCAAGUCGUUCUUGAUGCAUUUGAGAAUUUAUAGAUAAUCUUUAUUGUUUAUUUUUAAUUCAUAGAAAUAGGGACAUUGUUCUUUGAGUAAUUUUUAUUGGCUUGUCUGUUUGUUUAUUUAAUUAAAGUUAGUGUAGAACGUCACUACUGUGUUGUUUAAAUUAUUAUAUUUAAAGAUGCUAAAAGAAUUGAGCACAGUCAGAGAAUGCAUUGUAAACACAAAUGUGACAUUAAAGUCUAUAAUACAGGACAUAUAUUCGUGCGAUGGACCUAUUGAAUCUCUAACACAAUUAAAUGCUGAUGGUAGAAAUCAAAUAAACGUAUUUAGAAAUCUAAUAGAAAACUUAGAGCUGUAUGCUCGAGAAGCGGAAAGUCAACAAGAACGAUCAGAAGUUGUAGAAGAAGCCCGUAAUCAGAGAGAAUAUUUAACUAGUAACAUUGCUUCAUUCAGAAAGGCAAAUGUAGAAUGUAUGGCGAGGAUUCACAAAAAAUCUAGUGAACAGUUGUUAGGUACAAGUAAAGAAGAACAAGUGCGACAUAAAUUGAAAAUGGAUAAAGAAAAUUUAUUAAAACAGUCAUCAACUGUUACCAAUCAACUAUUAUCAGUCAGUAGACAAUUAGCAAGCACAUCUCAACAAAGCUUGGACACUCUUGAAACUCUUUUAAAGUCAUCUUCAACUGUAUCUAAUAUAAGUAGUGAGAUUAAAAAUGCCAAAGGAGCAUUAACUCAGUCUGAAAAACUUUUAAACAAGUAUGGACAACGUGAAACAACUGACAAAAUUAUUAUUAUGUUCGCUUUUGCAUUUUUUUUAUGUGUUAUUGCUUAUAUUGUUCAAAAACGACUUUUUUGACGCUAAAAAUUUAAAUUUAAAGUGUUCUAAAAUUUGAUUGACUUUAUAUUUUGCAAUAUGUAUGUAUAUAUAUAUAUAUGAAUAUGGUAUAUUUUUUAUGAUUUACCAAAAUGUUAUGUAUUUAAUUUUCCAUGAUUGAAUACAAAAAAUGUUGCUCUAUUGCAACAAAGAUUAAAAUUCUAUGAUAUGUUAAUAAACAAUAUUUAUGUUUUAUAA